UGAAUGGGAGUUAAACUAUUCAUAAACACAUGAGCAGCGAUAUUCGUUUCCAAGUUACCGAAACAUGGCUGGAAUUCUCUGCUUGAAAAGAGUCUUUGUGGCCGUUUGACACCUCGAGCCUGUUAUGCGCAAUGCGCAUGUUCGCUGUAGGCGAUGACGCGAAACUACCUGAUUUCUCUCCUGUCUGCCUGCCUCUGUGGGUCCAUCAAACCCACCGAACUACGGAGUCUGAAACAGACAUGAGUCAUUAGUGCUUUGCGUUUCGGAUGAAAAAGGGUUCCGUAAUACAUUGUGAUCGCUAGGACGCUCCGGGCAGCCGACAAAAUGACAUACAAAAACAGCAGAGAACAUUCACCUCUAUGCGUUUUAUGCUGCUGUUUAGCCGGCAGGGGAAGCUGCGGCUACAGAAAUGGUACACAGCCACAGCGGAGCGUGACAAAAAGAAGAUGGUGCGAGAGCUUAUGCAAGUGGUGCUGGCCAGAAAACCCAAAAUGUGCAGCUUCCUGGAGUGGAGAGAUUUAAAGAUAGUAUAUAAGAGGUAUGCCAGUCUGUAUUUCUGCUGCGCAGUUGAAGAGCAAGACAAUGAGCUGAUUACCCUAGAGGUCAUCCAUCGCUUUGUGGAGCUGCUGGAUAAGUACUUCGGCAGUGUGUGUGAGCUUGACAUCAUUUUUAAUUUUGAGAAGGCUUACUUUAUUUUGGAUGAAUUUCUGAUGGGGGGAGAAAUCCAGGACACUUCCAAAAAGGGCGUACUCAAGGCUAUUGAACAGGCUGAUCUGCUGCAAGAGGAGGAUGAAUCUCCAAGGAGUGUAUUGGAGGAGAUGGGCCUGGCAUAGAACCCAUUCCACCUUAGAGAGGACAUCUUUAGGUACUACUGCUACACAUGGUGAAAGGACGAGCUUUACUAAAGGGAGUUUGGGGAGGGGGGGUAUAAAAUGGGAGAUGGAAAGAUACAUGGAAACAGAGGAACGAAUUGAAAGUGUGUAGACAACUUUGAUACUACUGAGUUCAGCAUGUGAUUGUACUUCUUUUGAGUCCCCGGAGCGUCUUCAUACUUUUCAGAUAGAUGUGUCUAGCCCGAAAUCCUUCUUUCUAUUCAAAUAAUUUUGCAGGUUAGACACUUGACCUUGGCACAGAGCCAUUUUAACAAGUCCCAUCAAGCCUUACCAGGUUAACAAAAUGAGAUGUUUGCACAAUCUCAGCUUGUUAUCUGUGAGGAAGUUCUCUAUUCCUGCAAUCAUUAAAUUAAUAUAUUCAUAAAAACGUGGACUAUCUUUUUUGCUGCUCAGGAAAGAAUGACGAUGACCAUUCAUGCAUGUCUGUUUUUAGAUGUGAUGCAAACCUUUAAAUGGAUGAAAUGUUGGGCUUUAACUACUUGCUUUUGCAGUGUAGAGACUUGGGCUGCACAAUAUAUUUGGGACAGAAUCCUGAAUUGAAAUUAUAUCAAUACAUAUUGCAGUUGUGAUAUACCACACAAAACGUAUCCGUGAGCCUUUCAUGUGAUACAGUUAGUUGGCCUACAUUACUUUAAAUCAAAGUAUUUAUAUUUGUUGGAUCACGUGAAUGCCUUGAUUGUUCAAAAUGCGAACUGUUGUCUUGGAAGAUAUGCGAUUGUUCAGGACCCUCACACCAUCCAGUAAAAUGACUCAUUUAAUUAUUGUGGCCUGCUCUAACAUCUGUAUUACAAAGGCCAACAUUGCGCUAACAGUUAAUCAGUGAUGUAUUGUGCAGCCCUAGAUGGGACCACACACUAAAUCUGUUCAUUUCUGUGUGCGUGUGUGUUUGUUUAUGUUGAGUGGGAGGACUACCUGUGCUCUCAGCUGUUUGCUUGCGCAGUUUACCAUUAAAGCAGUUUUCCAGAUGAGCCAGAUUUAAAAAUAAAUCAUGAUGUGCGUUCCUGAGAUGGGGAAAUAGACGCGGAAUAUUGAAUAGGCUUUUAUGAGUCAAUAACAUAUUGGAUCGGCUGUUGCAUAUGGUCUAUUCAUUCUAUUUCAGUUCUAUGGACCACAUCUGCGUAGUCUCUGAAUGUUUAUCUUAAUAUAAAAAUAAGGCAAAAAAAAAAUCCAACCCACAAAAUGGCGCUGAACCCUUUUCCUGUUUUGUCUGUCUACUUCCUGCUUUCCAAAGAGAUGUUUCCGACUGUAAAUGUGUAGUUGAGGAAUAUAAAGGGAAUAAUAUUUGAAUAACUCCUUGAAAAACAAAGAAAGAGGGCUUUGGCAUCAAGUGUGACGUAGUUUGGAUUAAAAAAAGUUUUAAAAAUGCUUUUUAACGUGUCGUGUGAAAUAAAUGAAUGUUUUGAGAAGAGUUGUGUAUAUUUUUUUCCCUGUAAUACUAAAAUGUUGAGUCUUUCCAUGUCAAAUCACUCUGCACCACCUGUCCCACGUUUUGUACAUGAUGUUGAAGGUGCUCUUUGAACCCUGAUACCAAAAAGGUUAAUUUGGUGUUAAACAAAAUGCACAGACAUUCAGAAGUUUCAUUCAACUUUUUAUGUCGUGCUUGCAGAUGAUGGGAACAUAUCUUACUUAUGCUAGUGUUGAGGAAAGCAAAACAGAGUCAGAUAGUAAUUAUUUUGCCUUCCUGUUAAUUUCAGUGAAGUGUCUUGUAGUGUAUUAAGCAAAACUCUGGAGCAAGCAUAGCUUCUUACCAUUUAGAAGCUUGGAAUCCCUUAACAAAUUUUUAUUUUGUACGUUUAAUAUUAUAUGUUGUGAAUUAAAAGAUUAUAAAUGCACCAUAAUCUAUUUUAGAUGUUUUCCUUUUAAUAUUUCAAGAAGUUUGAAAAUGGUAUACUGUUGUCUUUUGGAAAGGUUUCAUUGCAAAACGCAUGGUAGACCACUUUCACAUUAUUUUUUUAUUAUUAUUUUUGUUUUUACAUGAAUUACAUUAUAUUGCUUUAAUAUACUGUCUUUUCAACAACUCAUUAUAUCCACAAUUGUUACAAAUAGGCCUACAGCAUUUUGGAAUGACACACUUCAUUCCAUGUUUGUUCAGGUGAUUUGACGUGGAAUGGCUCAAUUAAGUAACUCAGCAUGAGGGCAUGUCUACCUGUCAAAUAGCUGUCAGGUAAUUGAAUCAGAUUGUGUGUGAAUGUAAUUUUAUAAUGAAAUAAAAACCCAGUUUCAUUGUA
This is a messenger RNA of Pygocentrus nattereri (red-bellied piranha), 3121 nucleotides long. It is a transcript of the gene ap1s1, whose product is annotated as adaptor related protein complex 1 subunit sigma 1. Gene Ontology annotation, molecular function: clathrin-cargo adaptor activity. NCBI's taxonomy places the organism in Eukaryota, Metazoa, Chordata, Actinopteri, Characiformes, Serrasalmidae. Gene Ontology annotation, biological process: vesicle-mediated transport; intracellular protein transport. Bases 360 to 833 code for a protein of 157 amino acids. The record is from RefSeq and is a predicted model, not a curated record. Gene Ontology annotation, cellular component: AP-1 adaptor complex; membrane coat; intracellular membrane-bounded organelle. The transcript is spliced from 6 exons.